AUGAUCACGCUAACAUCCUUCCAGCUUAAGCUGUUGGAGCGAUUGAUUUUCUGGCACCUCCAGUCAGAUAAUAAUCUGAAACAUAUCUUUGGCUUAGACCAACAGGGUUUUAGGCCUGGCUUCUCCUCCACUGAGUCGGCCUUACACCAACUCGUGUGGAGAAUAGAAAAGACAAUUAUAGACGGACACUUUGCCAUUGGGAUUCUACUGGAUAUUGUAGGAGCCUUUGAUAACAUCGGUUUCGAGAAAAUACAUAAGGCCCUUACUGGAAGUCAUAUUCACCCUAUGAUAACUAGAUGGGUCAUCUUCAUGAUUAAAAACAGGAAUAUCUGUGUUAGUCUCGCUGACUAUGAAGUAAAGAGAGAUAUUACUAAAGGGUGUCCGCAGGGUGGUAUUCUUUCUCCUUUUUCUCCGUUCCUGUGGAACCUGGUUUUUCGACUCACUCUUAGUACUUCUACGGGAGGAACCUGGCAUGUCACAGGCUUAUGCAGAUGA
Molecule: messenger RNA, 495 nt
Organism: Stegodyphus dumicola
Lineage: Eukaryota; Metazoa; Arthropoda; Arachnida; Araneae; Eresidae
Source: RefSeq, a predicted model, not a curated record